Messenger RNA from Condylura cristata (star-nosed mole), 589 nucleotides. RefSeq names its product 60S ribosomal protein L39. Gene Ontology annotation, biological process: translation. The record is from RefSeq and is a predicted model, not a curated record. Gene Ontology annotation, cellular component: ribosome; cytosolic large ribosomal subunit. NCBI's taxonomy places the organism in Eukaryota, Metazoa, Chordata, Mammalia, Eulipotyphla, Talpidae. The transcript is spliced from 2 exons. Gene Ontology annotation, molecular function: structural constituent of ribosome. The coding region runs from base 250 to 405 and encodes 51 amino acids.
UCCGGAGAGUGCGUACUAUUUCGCUGCGGCCUGGUCUUCGGGGACUGGUUGGGCGCGUGCCUAGCGCAUCCCGGGUCCCAGGAUCCCGCGUGCUUCGGCUUUCACUUAGGUUUUACGCCCUUUCCUUUGGCCCCUCUCGGCCCCGGCCUUGGGACCGCAGAUUCUGCACGUCGUAACGAACGGACGCUUGCUUACCCGCCGUCCCUAGCGCUCGCUGCCGCCGGUUGUGUGCACGUGACUCUUCUCACUAUGUCAUCUCACAAGACUUUCAGGAUCAAGCGGUUCCUGGCGAAGAAACAAAAGCAGAACCGUCCCAUUCCCCAGUGGAUUCGAAUGAAAACUGGGAACAAAAUCAGAUACAAUUCCAAGAGGAGACACUGGAGAAGAACCAAGCUGGGCCUGUAGAGAGAGCUGCAUGUGAGGCGACACAUGUUCGUGCUACAUCAAGAUCGCUAGCAUCACCACAUCGUGCUGAAAACAUCACUGUUUGGACAUGUUUGGAAAGUUAUUUUUCCCGAUGUUUGUAUGUUUCUGCACCUAGUAAAUUGACUCAGCAAUAAAUAUGUGAGGUCUUUGUUGGCAAAAAACA